Lactuca saligna is the source of this 1743-nucleotide messenger RNA. NCBI's taxonomy places the organism in Eukaryota, Viridiplantae, Streptophyta, Magnoliopsida, Asterales, Asteraceae. The record is from the annotation of a GenBank genome assembly.
AUGACCUUCGAUGUAACAGGUGAAGGUGAACAGAAACUGAUGGAAUGCCUUAUGCUUAACCUUUGUGAACAUCCUUGCUGGUCCUCUUGUCAAGGGUUUUCUGACAUGGUUAUAUCACUGGACAACAUGGUUGAUAGGCUUUCUGAUGUUAAGCUUCAGCCAACUAAGGUACUGACUGCUAUAUGUGGCCUAUUACAGACGUUGAUGUCAAACAAAGUUACAAAGGAAAGGAAUCAGGAUUAUCUGAAUAGGUUGGUUGCAUUUGAUGUGGCAUCACAAGCUUCCAUGGAGCUAAUUCUAAAGGACGACUCUCAGAGUAUGGUACCACUGGGUGACCUUGUUAUCAAAAUUGCAGAGAAUGACCAAUUUGAUUGGUUAGGUCGCGUGAAACUCAUUGAUUGCAUAUGCAACUUUGUAUUACUUAGUCUUCAAAUAGCAAGAAGAAUCAGUGUUCUUUUCCAAACAUGGGAUGACCAUGAUGAGCUCUUCCAGGAUAUACUGUCAAAUUUUAGUGUAAAAAUAUUGGUGGUGUUAUUUAAGGAUAAGUUCGUUAAAGCCAAUGAGGUUUUAGCUGCUGGUCAUCAACCACGCCCUAUCAUGGAAACCAUCACUGUAACCCUUGUGCAUCUUGCCCUGCAUAGUGAGAAAAUUGAGUUGGAGGCUGUUUUUAUGAUCUGUGUUAUUGCUGCUAUUGAUUCCUCCCAGAGGGAGCUAGUUGCUGCUGUACUUGACAACCUUUCUAAAAAACUACAAUACAACUCCAGAUCAGAGUGGGAAACGGAAUCUUCUUUCAUGGAUGAUAGAUUUGGGUGUUGUUAUGCCAGGUGGCAAGUUGCAGUAUGGGGAAAAGGGAAACUCAAUCAGACACUAAAAAAUUUAUAUUUCCAGUCUGGAUCUUCUUUUCUGAAGUGUCUCCUGGAAUCUUGGAAGAAAGAAGAGGAUUCAAAUACUAUCAAAUUUAAUAUUGUUGAUGUUAAAGGAGAUGAUCCUAAUGAUGACACGUGUAAUAUAUGUGGAGAUGGUGGUAUUGGGACUUCCUUGUUUGGAAUGAAAUUCCUAAAUUGUCCUCUUGCACCCGGUGAAUCAUGGCAUCCAUAUGUAAUCAAUAUGGCCCUUCAUCAUCCUGAUGAGGGGAAGUAUCCUGGUUGUGCUCAUUUUGCCAUAAGAGGAGGGCGUGCAGUUUCCAAAACAGAAUACCAGUUGCCAGUGAUUGCCGUUGUUUGCAACUUCUCAAAGCCCUAUAAUUCAUCAAUCGUGAGACUUAACCACUCUGAUGUGGAUACCCUUUUCCAUGAAUUUGGGCAUGCUCUUCAUUCCUUGCUUUCACGAACAAUUGAAAAGCUUGUUUAUUCAUUUCAAAAUUUCACCAAAAUUGACAUGAAAUUCUACAACUCUCGAGAUAUUAAUUGUGGUGUACGCAUGUUGCCAGCUGGAAGUGGUAUGGGUGUUAUGUAUGGGAUGACUAGAGGCAUCAAGAUGGCAAGACCCCCCUUUUCCUCCAUCAUGAAUUCCACCACUGGUUUGUUGACUUCCAGUACACCAACACCAGCACCAACACUUGCUCAAGGAAACUCCAUGUUGAGAUCACGUGAGGCUAUGCAUAUGAUUCGGUAUGGAUUAAUUGUAAAGUCAACUCUGCAGACCCCUGUUGGGCAGCUAGGGUCAGGAAGUCCAUGGUCAUUAUUUGAAGACCAGUCACUUGUUGUGUUGGUUCAUGAUAUGGAUCCAACCGGGAGCUUAUAA